AUGCAGCAGUCCUUGCAAGGAGAAGUGUCGAACAUUCCUCCGACCAUGUUGGCGGAUCAGUUCGGCAUGGCAGGGCUCGUCACCUAUCUUCGGACUGUUGACAACCCAUCCAUAGUGUCACUAGCUCUCGGCUACGAUCUCACUACCCUUGGACUCAACCUGAACUUAUCUGAGCGACAUCUAUACACGUCCUUCGGUGGUCCGUGGGCUGAUAAUCCGAUUCGACCGCACGAACUGGAUGUGAAGGUACCCGAUGACUACUUGACAAAUGCUCAAAUUCGGGAAAAGCUGCCUCCGGUUAAGUUAAACAAGUUGUCAGAGGAUGUACUUUUCUACCUGUUUUACAAUUGUCCUGGCGAGGUCUAUCAAUUAGCGGCUGCUUGCGAGUUGUACCAAAGGGAUUGGCGAUUCCAUAAAGGAGACGGUAACUGGUUGACGCGAUCCCAAUACGGCGGAGUGAAAGAACAAACUGGAUCAUAUGAGAAGGGCCAAUACAACGUAUUUGACCCAUUGCAAUGGCGAAAGAUCCCAAAGGAGCUGAAACUGGAAUACAAAGAGCUGGAAGAGCGGCCGAAACUGCCGGCGAUGUUUGGUGGCGGUAGCGGAGCAACAGCACCAUCGAUGGGCGCAUCAGCGCCUCGUCCGGCGUCGUAG
Cooperia oncophora is the source of this 654-nucleotide messenger RNA. Lineage: Eukaryota; Metazoa; Nematoda; Chromadorea; Rhabditida; Trichostrongylidae. The record is from the annotation of a GenBank genome assembly.